UCACCUGUCGACAUCAUGGCUGAAGGUGGUAACUGGGAAGGUGAUUCAGUGGCCUCUACAUCAAAGAAAAAAAAAGGUGGGAAAUUAACUAAAGUGGGCAAGAUCCUCAAAAGACUUUGGCCAGGCACUUCAUCAAAGAACGAUGGUCAGAACACAGGAACAACGACAGAAAAGCAAAGUGGGAUUGAAAGCAGUACUUCAAUGGAAUGUGAACCCGCCGAAGAGGAAAGGGAACAAUGUCAGUCCCGAGAAAGAGGAAUAGGAGACGUGGUUCACGCACCUGGAACUGAAUCAAGUGACAAAAUCCAUCAUGACCGAGAUUCAUCAAACAAGGAAUCAUCGAGCCCCCUCCAAGGAGCAGAUAUAAACUCGGCAAUCUCCGCUUUCUUGUCAAACUGCGAUGAUCACCAGCUCUUACAGUUGACGAGAUUCUACCGGGACCGACUGGAGCAGGCGAUUGAAGAGUGUGUGGAGGGAGUUAGCCUCAUGGUAAUGAGCACAGAUCACUUCACUGGGCAAGAGUGUCACAGAGUGACUGAGCUUGCAGAGACAGGAAAACAAGCGGCCGGCUCCAAACUGCUCCUGAAUCUGGUGAUGGAGAAGGAUUCUGGAGCACAAAGGUUGAUGUGGGAAUCCCUUGUGAAAAUACAUCACACGCUACCGAAACUGAGCAGAAUAUUGAAAGAGAUACUGGCUCAAGGUAAAGACCAGCUCGCCUACAUGGACACGGUGGGGCAGGGUUUAUCUGAAGUGCCCACUCACCUGAAAGGUAAGUGAUGGGAUGGGAUUCCCAUAGCUGCCUGCCUUUCAUUCUGAAACUGAAUGUCUGUCUUUAGCUGCCUGAGUGAGUGGCAGAGAGAGAGACAGGAGGGGAGGGUGUGUGUGUGUG
This is a messenger RNA of Amblyraja radiata (thorny skate), 889 nucleotides long. RefSeq lists its product as uncharacterized. Bases 16 to 777 code for a protein of 253 amino acids. The transcript is spliced from 5 exons. The record is from RefSeq and is a predicted model, not a curated record. Lineage: Eukaryota; Metazoa; Chordata; Chondrichthyes; Rajiformes; Rajidae.